Phaedon cochleariae (mustard beetle) is the source of this 8287-nucleotide messenger RNA. Lineage: Eukaryota; Metazoa; Arthropoda; Insecta; Coleoptera; Chrysomelidae. The record is from the annotation of a GenBank genome assembly.
AAUCCAGUAUCGACCGGCCGCCGGGUUACAAUUUUACAAGAAUACACUGAUCGAAAUCCAUCCGAGACCUAUGAUAAAAUCGGUACGGGCCCGGGGUUCCUAAUCGAAGUGAGCAUGCGAAUCGGCUAGCGAAUAGAGGAACCCGAGUGACAAUGUCGUCUGUGCUAAUCCAUAGGGAUGUUUUCGUGGCACCGCCAACGUAAACCCACCCGACCAUGGGACGUCAUUCGAAGCCGUCGUAAACACCACCAAAUUUUCAGCAAAAUCCGAAUCGGUCUGCCCGGAGUAUUGAGUGCAGUGCUAGUGAAAAUUCAUCGCGCCGGUUCAUUCUCUACUAUCGACUUACUUCCGAUCGGUAUGAUUUCUCCUGCACGCUUCGGAGAUGCUGACGGCUCUUCGGGGAGUUUGUCAUGAUGGAUAAUAUUGGAAAAAUGAUCGAACAGCAGUCAUUAGGUGAGCAAACGAUCGAUUCUCCAGAUAGCAAUGCGCAUGCGGUAAUAUCUGGUGGCAUGGAGACGCAAGUUGUCCGUAUGAGACUCGUUUCACGCGCCGUUGUCGAGAGGCGUCUCGUCAAACAAGAAGAGGUCGAUGGCGCUCUAUCCGUCAUUGUGCAGCCCCAAGAAGAGUCGAGGGACUCUGAAUUACUCAGUCCUGGAAAGCUUUCGCCCAACUCGGUUAGCGUGGCGAAUAUGAUAGAUAACAAUGAUUACAGGACCUUGAACCCUGAACCUACUUACCAAACACUGACCUCGGUGAACGGUAGGAUGUCUCCUCCAGGAUACAGCCCCAGCUCAUCGUACGCCACGCUAACUCCACUCCAACCCUUACCGCCCAUAUCAACAAUGUCCGACAAAUUCGCCUAUGGCCACGCUAGUAAUGUGACGGGUUCCUUCACGGUUAUGCAGAACAACAGCAUCGGCGGCAUCAACUUAGGACUUGGUGUCGGAGUUAGUGCCAGUACCCCUUACAGCAUGACCAACAUGGGGAUGACUCCCCCGCACAAUUACUCUUCUCCAGGAAUGGGUAUGCAGCAACAGUCUAGUCCAAUAAGUCCUCAGAGUACGUACAGUCAAAACGGUUUACCCUCUCCUCAGAAGAGUAUGUCACCUCCGAGCUACGAUUCUCCAUAUGGAAACCAAAGGGACAUGGUACCGCGGUUGCACAGUCCUCAACUGAGCCCUCCUUCUGCCUCACUCAACUCCCCAGAUGGUACUUUGGUCACCAGUUUCAGUUCAACCAAUCUGAACGGACUAGGUUUACAAAACCACCCACCUACACUAGUGCAAAUAGCACCUCCUCAACGUGACUGUUCUCCAUCUCCCCCAGUAGUUACCCUCCAGGCUGCCCCUUCUGUGAACCAGCACCAACAGUCCCAACAACAGACAAUGCAAAUUUCUACUAAAAAUUCUAGUCCAGGAUCCCUCAGUGUCCCAGCCAUAGCUGCUGAUGUGGAGGAGAUCAAUACCAAAGAGUUGGCCCAGAGGAUCAGUGCCGAAUUGAAGAGGUAUAGCAUUCCCCAGGCCAUUUUUGCCCAGAGAGUGUUGUGUAGGUCGCAAGGAACUCUUUCGGAUCUAUUGAGGAACCCGAAGCCUUGGUCCAAAUUGAAAUCAGGAAGAGAAACGUUCAGAAGGAUGUGGAAGUGGUUGCAGGAGCCGGAGUUCCAGAGGAUGUCUGCUCUUCGGCUCGCAGCUGCACAGAUACCUCAACGAGGCAGUAGUUGGUCCCCUCAAGGUCCCCCAAAGGAAUCAACAAGUUGCAAACGGAAAGAGGAGCAUACGAACAAUUCGGAACAACUACCGACCCCCAAGAAGCCGAGGCUAGUUUUUACAGAUCUCCAACGACGUACUCUGCAAGCUAUUUUCAAGGAAACUAAGAGGCCAUCAAAGGAGAUGCAAGUAACGAUAGCUAGGCAGCUAGGCUUGGAACCAACAACAGUAGGAAACUUCUUCAUGAAUGCGCGACGAAGAUCAAUGGACAAAUGGAAAGACGAGGACCCCAAGGCAGCAGCGCAAGCGCUACUCCACCAGCAGAUGUCACCAGACAUGGAUCACGACGAUUUGGAUCAGGACGGCGAUAUGGACAAUGACCUGGACGAUCAAGAUGAUGUCUUGUGACAUGCGUUUCGUGACAGACAAUUGUUAUUGCUGUGACACUUCAUAUGAGUGUAGUGUUCCAUAAAACAAUUAGCAUAUAGUGUAGAUUCACCAAUUGUGUAUUUGACCUAGUUCAUUUCAUUGAUUUCCUUGUCGUUCACUUCAUAUUUUAUAUUCAGACAUUCUCAGAAAUUGAGCAUGACUCAUUGUGAAGUUUAUUCCCUAUACAGACUCACUUUGAAUCUGACUGCCUACACUAAUCUACAUAGUUUUUUGUGAGCAUCAUGUACCUGCCUAAUAAUAAUAAGGCGGUACCUACUAAGAUUCAUUGUAUUUUCACUCUCAGAAUUUCCCUGAAUACAUGAGAUAUCUUCUCAUUGUACGAUAGCUCAACUUGUCAUAACAUAAAUGCAAUUCAGUUUCUAUAGGAAAUAUUCAAUCCAUGAAAAUGUAAUGCGCACCAAAGAUAUGGUCAUAUAAAUUUUGAGUAGGUUGUCUAAUCUGAACAUUUGAUAUCGAACUAGUCUUGAAAAUACUCUUCCAAUUCAUGAAAAAGUUUGAAAUAGUUUGGAUAGGUGUUGUGAACAAAUCAAUAUCAAUAUAAGAUAUAGCAGUUUUUCCCAAAUCCAAACACAAAUAUGGCAUGAGCCGAUUGGAUCAAGAUAUUCUGCUAUAGGCUUCUACAAUUUUUUGCCUCCAUAAAGUGGAAACCAAUAGAUGGAAACACGUUCCUUGUUUGAGCCAAAUAGAUAUUCGCAAUAUUCAUAACACUGGUCCUGUUUCAUGUCAUUUGAAAACUAUGGCAUGUUAUCUGUUUCCAUAUUAUAACGCCCCUCUACAUAUCUUAUGCAACACUGAAAAAUAUUUUGUCCUUGCAGGACUUUAGUAGAGAAAAAAUACUAAUUAAUUUCUAUAGUUCAGCAUAUUAUACCAAAAUUCAUUGCUUUACUCACAGCAGUGGGGUAUGUUCAAUACCCCUGCAAUAUAUCGUGUGCUGGCUCAUCAAAUAGGUACUUGAUAAAUGACGUGAAUAUUAGGACCUUCAAUAUUAGUGAACAUUUUGUUGUUUCUUGGAAAAAAACUUGUGAUUUUAAUGAUCCAUAUCGAGUUUUGAAGAAUAUUUCAUAGAUACUCAUUGGCUAUUUCAAACACGACAAAUUGUGAGUAGAUGAUUCCCAGCAUUUGCGUAUUCCUCUGACUAUCAAUUAGUGAACAUUGUUUAUCGUUUUUAUCCAAUUUAUACCUCGAGAAUAUUGAGUAGUCGACACUUGUUUUCCUAUGUUGUUCCUUGUAAAAAUGUUGAGUAUAUAUAUUUAAUCACCAGUAGUACAAAAUUUUCACUAUACUCGAAUCAUUACGAGCUUCCGAUCACUUCAAUUGAGGUAGCCCCGUUUGAUUUAUAGGAAUCUCCUCUUCAUUUUGUGAUCGCAUGUUACCGAUCCAUUAUAAGUCAACCGUAAACUUACAUUCCAUUUAUUUUAUCAGAUCUGGAAAUAGGUAUCUGAUCUUAGUGAUACUGUUAUAUAGUUUUGUAGGCUGAAUUUGAAAUGUGAAUGGAAUCAGCUUUCAAUUGUGCUAUACACAAAUAUGAGAAACAUUGAUUCAUCUGAUAUUAUUAGAGGAGACAUUUAUUCUAAUCAAAAAAUUUAACGAAUGCUUCCAGGCAGCGUUCAGUUCCUCUAGACUCAAAUUGAAUAUUUUAAUGUUCAUAAACUGAUUGUAUACUGUUUUUUUUUUGUAAUCUCCAUCAAUAUGCGCAUGAAGUUACAGAAUUGUUGAAUAUACUGGUUCCAUUUUUCAUGAGAUUACUAUUUUUUACUUCGGUGAGAAUUUCGAACAAUUUGUCUUUCAUGUUAUGAAGAAUCGUAUUCAUAUAUUGUAUUAUUACUUCAAUAUGUUAUUUUUGAGUUAUCUUGAGAAUACCAGAAAAAUAGGUUGAAAUGAUUCAUAAAGAUGGUCAGUGGAUCUGCCAUAUCGGCAAUGCACUGACCAUAGUAUUCAAAAUUGAAUGCAUGGAAGAUUAGUCAAUGACACUUUGUAGAAAGAGAAACAUGCCAGAGAUCAAAACAGUGAUGAGCAUCGAAAGUAGAAAAUUUCAAGAGAUGGUGAAGUUUGAUGAGCGUGGCCACAAGGAAGGGUCAGAUGAUCCUGAACAUAAAUAAAACAUACAUAAAACACAAUAUCGUAUUCUUGAUCUACGUUUGAAUAUUAUUUUCUGAAAUCCUGAUGGAUUGAGAAAUUCGAAUCGCUGACCAUUCUUAAGACUUCAUCAACGACGUCUUGCACCAAAAAAUCAAUCGAAGUAUCAUUAUGAAAAAUUGGUUUUCAUUUCUGAUAUUUUUGCAUUAUUUUGAUUUCAAUAAUCUCAAGCUAUUACAGCAGUAUCGCUUGUUACACCUGGCAACGUUAGCACUAGCCUAUAUUGAAUGACUUCCAUUAUUUCACUGAGAUAUAAGUAUAUCGCGAAUAAUUCACCUGUGAUGACGUAGCGACACUAGGGCUGCGGAUCCUAUAAAAUGACGUGAUAUUGUGAUAUCUAAGUAUACAUUCAUCCACAGAUAGGGAGUUCCAAAGUAUUGACACUCUUCAACAAAUAAGGAAUUCGAAUGAUAUCUAUCUAUCUAUCUAUCUAAUUUUGACUAUUAUCUCGAAAUUUCGACUAUAAUCUCGAAAUUCCGACUUUUAUCUCGAAAUUUCGACUUCUAUCUCAAAAUUUCGACUCUUAUCUCGAACUUUUGACUUUCAUCUCAAAAUACCGAUUCUCAUGGCAGAAUUUAGAAUAUGUUCCUAAUAUAUCGAAAUACUAAUUCAAUUUGAAUAAUGUUCAAUCCCCUGCAGUAUUCCUAUGAUUAUGUUCGCUAUUUUCGACUCUAAAAUUCAUUUGUUUCUACUGAAGGUAGAAUUAUAACCAAUUUCUCGAUCACAGAGUGAACAAAUAGGCAUGAAAAUUCGGGGGAAUCAUCCAUCAUUCUCGUAAUGGUCCAGAAUUUCCCAAAGAAAAAGACAAACACUCACUUUUAUGACCACAUAAAAUUCAUCGAGUAAAAAGUCGAACUUUCGAGAUGAAAGUCGAAAUUCUGAAAUAAAAGUCGUGAUUUCGAGAUGGAUGUUGGAAUAGCGGAAUAAAAGUGGAAAUUCUGGGCUAAAAGUUGAAAUUCCGGGAUACAAGUCGAUAUUUCGAGGUAAUAGUCGAAAUUCCGAGAUUGAAGUCGCAAUUUCAAUGGACAAAAAAAAUAAUAAACGCGUUGCACUUCUACGCUCCGUACUCAAUUGAUUCUUCUGAAGAGCAUUCAUUCAGGAAGUUAUAAUAAAGUCUCAACUUACGAUAAUGCAAAAGUCAUAUUAUCCAGUUGAGUUCAUUUCAAUUACGGAAGUAACCGGCUCGAUUUCGAAUCGAAUAAAAAAAUAAGAAUAGAUCCUCCUUAUAGGUGAGCCCUUGCACGUCUGCAUCUCCAUCAUGAAACAUGCAGCGGUUGGACUAAAGUAGGAGCUCUAAUAAUAAAACGGGUGCAUCAGAGGUAUCAAAUCAGAACGCAAAGUAGGUAUACGGCUGAUAUUGUGUUAUUGUAUCAUUGAAUCGGUUCUCCAUUGAAAGUACCUACUUACCUUACUCCUAUGAAUGUGGAGUGAAUUAUUGGAGCUCAAUCAGCAGGCCUCUUUCAGUGAUCGGUGCUACCCACUGUUCGAGCACAAAAUUCGCAUUGCUAUCAAAUUUAGAGUAAGGGUCAAGAUGGUAGGUACUUCUUAUCAUUACAAUAUCUCUUCAAUAGCUUUUUACAAAGUGUCACCGAAUAUUGUGCAAUGAUUGCUUUCAAAUUACUAUAAUAUAUUGUGUUAUUGUUGAAAAUUGAACAACAGGAAUAUUCCUGAUAACAAAUAGAUGUAUCUCUUUUAAAAUAUUUCGUCUCAUUCCGAUCAUGGGAGAUGAUCGAUUAAUGCAUUAACAUGAGGAAAAAUUCAAAGACAAGCAUUCCAUUGAUAUAGAGUGGGGAUUUGAAGAGUGUGGCUGAGUAUAUGAAGACAAUGAAAGUUAACUGAUAUAUUUUGAAUUGUCGGAGAAUCCUUCACAUAAUUCUAAAAGAAAGUUCAAGUGAACAAUGUGAAUUCCGAUAUGCAUGAUGAUUUUGUAUGAUCUAGUCACAACUAAUUUAUUGAAAUGUAAAUAAUUAUUGUCAUCAGUUGUUUAAUUUUAUGUAUUGUAUUUAUUCACACAGGAUAAGAUACAUUAAUUUAAGAUGAAAUAAUGUUAGAUAAUAUGUAAUAACUUGUUUCAGUGAGUAUAUUUAGUUUCAAAUUCAAUCUUUAGUGUAAAUUUCCUAGCACAUGUCUAUUCAAAUAGAUUAUUCUGAAGGUCAAAUACGAAUAAUUACAUUUCUACACAAAAAUUUGUAAAAUAUCAAUAACGCUAUUUUUGGUAAAAAAUCUAAAUCUUAUAUUUUAGCACAAAGAGAACGGUUUGUAUAUAAGUACGGCUAGAUAAUGUACAAAAUAGCAUUUUCCAUUUUGUGUUUUUGUAUACGGAAAUAGUAGUUGAAUUUCAAGGUAUGUUCGCCAUGGCUGAAAAAUGUGUAUUAAAGCAUCAGUUAUUGUAAAAUCCUCUCGUUUGUGAAAACUAUCAAAAAGUAAUAGCAAUAUGAAAUUUCAGAUUAUGAGUGACUUGCUAUUACUAGCUUGAAUCUUGUAUUGGAAGUCUGUGACGAUUAAAAUAGGUAUACUACUUUUAAAAUAUCUAUGUUCACAGGGUGUCAGGAGAGGUCAUGUCGUAAAUGAUAUAGGGUUGAUAGAGUGAGCCAGAAUAAUGUUGAUAGUUCAUAUAAAAAAUAGGUUAAUCGCGCUUCGCUACGGAGUUAUUGACCUUGAAAGUUAGGAUAAAAAACAUUGAUUUCAUGUACAACAUUCAUGCGGUUGCCAUAGUAUCAAUGAUAUUCAGGUAGGUGAAUGAACUCAUACUAAUGCAAUUUUCCAUAUACGUAAACGGUUUUUCAGAGAUUAUGUUUUAUUCAGGAUAGGACUAUUUUUUCCCGUUUUAUGGAAGCAUUUUUAACAAGGGUGACGAAUUCAACAUUUUGCAUCCAUUGUUUAUUGAUCUUUUUUUUCUACGAAAAUGUCAAACCUAAUUUCAAUCGAUAUUUUGUACCGAUCUAGAGAAAAUCGUAUUGAAAAACAUACAUCCCAACCAUCCCAAAGGCGAUGAAACUCAAUUUAUCAUCGAUGUAUGGAUUGGAUUCAUUGGCAACAGCUCGAUCAUGGAUCUCAUAUCAUUAAUGGAACUUUAAAUGUAAGUAAAUAUUCAACUGUUUUGCAAGAACAUCCAGAUCCGUUGUGAGAAGAAAGUCUUUUUAAUAUCCGUGAUGAUGUAGCUAAUGCACGAUGGUGCACUUCCUCAUUUCAACAAAACUGUGAGAAAUCAUUUGAACAUCACAUUUCCCUAUGGUCCUUUUUUAUUGCCACCUCGUACACCUAAUCUUGAUCUACUUGAUUCAUUCCUUUGGCUAUCCCAAAUGUUGUCUAUGAAACAUCUUUGAAUAUGAGAAAUGUGCAUUAUUCCAGGGUUUUUGGGAUUUUCUCUCCUCGUUUCUAUAAAAUAGAAAAAUAUGAAUAUUUAUUAUUUCAAUAUACGUGUAGUGAGGACAAAUCAUCUGAUUUGUCCUCACUACAAGAAAUCUGGAAUAAUGAAUGUACGACCUCCUCGAUUCACCUACAGACAGUAUAUAAGAAAUGUGCUUUUGAAUUAAAUUCUCACAUCUGCACACGCCGUAAGAAUGUUUCAUCAUCAAAUGUUAUCUCGAGUACAACGCUGAUGUUUUGACAACUUCAGGUGGAAUGUAUGUUUUGAAAUUUUAUUUUCUCUAGAGCGGUACAAGAUAUCGAUUAAAAUAGGUUAGACCAUUUUUGUAGAUGAAAAAUGAAGAAAUCAAACGGUGGAAGCAAAAUGUGAAAUUUGUCACCUGUGUCAAAACUGCCUUCAUUGAACGAAAAAAAAAAAAAAUCGUCCUAUCCUGUAUAAAAAAUAUUCACUGAGAAGCCGUUUACGAAUAGAAAGGUGCAAUGAUAUGAGUUAAUUUACCUGCCUGAAUAUUAUUGAUACCAUGGCAACCGUUUGGAAGUUAUACAUGAAAAUCAUUUUUUCAUUCUAACUCUCAAGGUAAAAUGGACAUUUUUUUAUAUCAUCAUUUUGGCUCACUUCAACUUUC